CAGCACAGGGCAAGAAAUCUAGGAAGCCGACCGCAGCCCACCGCCAAACUUCCCUGCUGCUCCCGGUCCUCGUACGUACUUCCGUCGCUCUGACGCUCCCAGAAACCCGGGCACCGGGAAGGAGCGCAAAUUCCCCCUCCUUUGAGCCUCACGAGAAAAAUCUGGAGCUGGGUUCACCAGGGCGCACCAGAACCGGCGCAGGAAUCUCUCCGCGCGCCGCCAGGGGCGCGCCGCUCGGCCAGAGUGUGCUGGCGCGUGGGCGGCGGCGGCAGUCACACACCAGGGAUUCUGGAGAGGGCAGCCUGCCUCCCGAAGGAGUGGUCGGCCCCGGGGACCCCGCUAGCUCCAGCGCCUUCCCGUCUCGCCUCAAGGGACACCCUCGCACCUCCAGCCACAGCUGUCACUUGUGCGUGCUGGCGGGGGAGGGGACACAAGCAAGAGUGCUCCCCGGAGUCGCCCGGAAGGAUGCCUGGGUGUCGGAUGCGUCCUCAGGCUGCUCCCCAGCGCUGGCGCGGAAAGCAGUCGGGAUAAUGGUCGCAAACUUUCCGUCGCGGAGGCGUUGAGAAGAAACGUCCCUUCCUACUGCUCUCGGAGAACCCAGCGUCCAGAGGGGACAGGGCCAAGCCUGCGCAGGCGAAGUUCUCGGGAGCCCGGGAGGUGGCCUAACAGGAGAGCGCCGAGGCGGGAGAGGUGUGGGUUUCCUAGCACCCCCGCAGUGCCCGGGACCGCUGCCCGCCCCCGCGCACGUGCUCGCGGCCGGAGAGGGGUCCGGUUGGGCCAGUUGAGUGAGGCGGCGGCCCCCUGGCAGCCCGGGGGCGCAUGGAGGCGCCGAGCGGGGUGGCGCGGCUCGCCUGCGGCGCGGGGGAGCGCGCACGCCGCGCCUCGGCCUCCCCCGGGACCCGGCCGGCCUCUCCCCGCGCUUCCUGCCGCUGGGCUCCCGGGCGCGAGCGGAGCGGCGGGACAGGUGUAGCCCGCAGCGGCGGGCCGCGCGCGUAGGACCCACUCAGCCGGCUGGAGUUGACUUGCGGCUCCAGUAACUCCGGUCCCCGCCUAGCUGGCAGGGUCCGCGUGUCACUUUGCAAAUCGUGGAGGCCAGCGUCUAGGGUUGUCAGCGCGCCGCGGGGGACGGAACCCUGUUUAUGGACGGCUGCCGCCCGGGCUGGGUGCAGAUGCCCGCUCCCCUCUGGCUCCUGGACUUAGGCGGCUCGCUGGGCCCGCGCCGGCGCCUCCCCCAUGCUGCUUGGAGCGUCUUGGCUGUGCGCGUCCAAGGCGGCGGCCGCUACAGCUCGGAGUGAGGACGACGACCGCCAGGGUGAGCAGCAACGGGAGGCCCAAGCGAGGACGCACGAGGAUAUGGACGAGUCAUCGCUGCUGGACUUGCUGGAAUGCUCCGUGUGCCUGGAGCGUCUGGACACUACGGCCAAGGUGUUGCCAUGCCAGCACACCUUCUGCCGACGCUGUCUGGAGAGCAUCGUGUGCUCGCGUCACGAGCUACGCUGUCCCGAGUGCCGCAUCCUCGUCGGCUGCGGUGUGGACGAGCUGCCCGCCAACAUACUGCUAGUGCGCCUGCUGGAUGGCAUCCGCCAGAGGCCCCGCACCGGCGCCAGCCCCGGGGGCAGCCCUCCCGCGCGCCCGGGUCCCAGUACUUUGUCAGCUCUCGCUGCUGGCAUCCCCGGAGGCGCGACAGGCAGUCCCCCGCGCUCUCCGAUCUUUCUCCCGGCGGUGGCGGGCAGCUCUACCUCCGGUUUGUGCGAUGUGGCAACUAAUAGGAGCCUGCCAGUGGCUAAGAAUCUGUCCCAGCUUCCUUAUGCCAAGGCCCUCUACAGCUAUGAGGGAAAAGAACCUGGUGAUCUCAAGUUCAACAAAGGGGACGUCAUCAUCCUUCGGCGCAAGGUAGAUGAGAACUGGUACCACGGGGAGCUGCAGGGCACUCACGGCUUCCUCCCAGCCAGCUAUAUCCAGUGUGUCAGGCCCCUGCCACAGGCUCUGCCCCAAGGCAAAGCACUUUAUGAUUUUGAGAUGAAGGACAGAGACCAAGAUAAAGACUGCCUGACCUUCACUAAGGAUGAAGUUUUGACUGUGAUCCGGAGAGUCGAUGAUAAUUGGGCAGAAGGCAUGCUGAGAGACAAGAUUGGCAUUUUCCCUCUCUUGUAUGUGGAGCUCAAUGACUCUGCCAAGCAACUCAUUGAGAUGGACAAGCUGUUCCCUGCCGCGGCCACUGCCUACAACUACGAUGCCCUCUUAUCCUCUGACCCUGGCACAGCAGCCAGUGUGGCCCCAGGUCCCACCCUAAGUAGCUCUGGGGCAGUCAGUGCCUUUCAACGACGUGUGGACAGCAAGAAGAAUGCCAAGAAGCGCCAUUCCUUCACUGCGCUCAGUGUGACGCACAAAUCCUCCCAGUCUGCCAGCCACAGGCACUCCAUGGAAAUUAGUGCUCCAGUGCUGAUCAGCUCCAGUGACCCACGCGCUGCAGCCAGGAUUGGGGAGCUUGCCCAUCUGUCCUGCACCGUACCCACCCAGGACUCCUCAGCUGGACCUCUCCCCGCAGCCAUCCCACGAGGUGCCGCAGCGGCUGGAGAUCACGGCAUGUCUCCCAAAGUCCAGCUGCCCCUCAACGUGUACCUGGCUCUCUAUGCAUACAAGCCCCAAAAGAAUGACGAGCUAGAGUUGCGCAAGGGUGAGAUGUACCGUGUGCUCGAGAAGUGCCAGGACGGCUGGUUCAAGGGUGCCUCGCUCAAAACUGGGGUCUCGGGAGUGUUCCCCGGGAACUACGUCACGCCCGUCUCCAGGAUCCCUGGAGGAGGGGCUGGGUCACCCUGGAAUAAUGUGCUUGGAGGGUCUCCAUUGGCCAAGGGGAUGGCCACCAUUAUGCACCCUGGAGGUGGAAGUCUGAGCAGCCCGGCCACCGCUGCCAGGCCAGUUCUGCCUCCCACCACACCGCAGGACCAUAUGCAGCACCCAGCCACCUCCCUACCAACAGGCAGCUGCCUUCGACACACAGCCCAACCAACAGCCAGCCAAGGCGGGGGCACCACCAUCCCAACAGCCACCCAUCCCUCAGCCCAGGCCCUGGACCGACCAACAGCCACCGUGUCACCUUUGCGCACUCAGACUUCUCCAUCCCGCCUGCCCACCACCAGCCUCCGGCCCCGCACUGUGGUGUCCCCACAGCACAGCCAGCAGCCCCUGACGCAGAUGUGUCCCCGGCCAGCCAUCCCCUUCACAUCAGCAGCGUCAGCCAUCACACCUCCCAAUGUCAGUGCUGCCAACCUCAGUGGGGAGGCUGGAGGGAUGCCCAUCGGUGGCCUGUCCAUACCCAGCCCCAUCAACACAGGGUACAAGCCAGAUGACAAGAAAAAUGAAAAGAAGGAGAAGAAGAGUGGGCUGCUGAAGCUGCUGGCUGGGGCAUCUACCAAGAAGAAGUCACGCUCCCCCCCAUCUAUAUCUCCAACCCAUGACCCCCACUCAACCAUGGAUACUUCACUGCAGGGGGCCAUGGGCCCUGAAGUGUCCCCAUUAACUGUCCAUGGCAGGGCAGGUUCCUGCCCCAUAGAGAGUGAGAUGCAGGGAGCCAUUGGGUUGGAACCACUGCACAGAAAAGCAGGCUCCUUGGAUCUGAAUUUCUCUUUGUCCCCUUCUCGGCAAGCAACUUUGUCCAUGGCUUCCAUCCGCCCUGAACCUAAGCCGCUGCCCAGAGAGAGGUACCGUGUGGUGGUCUCCUACCCACCGCAGAGUGAAGCAGAGAUUGAGCUGAAGGAAGGUGAUAUUGUCUUCGUGCACAAGAAACAUGAAGAUGGCUGGUUCAAGGGGACACUGCAGCGGAAUGGCCGCACGGGUCUCUUCCCAGGCAGCUUUGUGGAGAGCUUCUGAAGGCCAUUGCUCAUGUCCAGCUCUGCUGUCCAGGGGCGGGUAACCAAGAAGACACUAUGUGAGCAGAGAACAUCUUAUCACCUAGGUCCCAGGCCUUUCUACAGCACUGGCCAGGAACAUUCUUUCUGGGGUGAUGGCUUGGUUGUUAAGGCAGUGUUGUCACAAGUCCUUAUUGAAAAUACACACACGGGCAUCCUUCAAGACCAUGCCAUGAUGUGAGUGAUCGGUAAAACAGAAAAAGUAACUCAUGUGGACAAAUGCACUACUGUGCCACCCAGCGGCUAAAGCAGUAUUAGCUGUCAGUGCAAGGCUGGGAGCCCAGGAGGGUAUAGAACACGACCAUGUGCUAGGGCUGACAGCAAUGAAGAGUGUCUUCCCUGGCUGCCCUGGGUAUCCUUCUAUAUACCUCUGUCACCUGCCAUUGAGCUCCACAUCAGGGCAUUCAUGGUUCAGGGGCCUCAUAUAAGGGCCAUGAGUCUCCCAAGGUGUCCAGUGGGGUCCUGUAGGGCACUGGAACAGAAUCCUCAUGGCUUUGUCUCCUGCCAGGAAAAUAAGGAACACCAUUUGGUUUUACCACCACUGUCUUUGCAUUGCUUCCUUCUUAUGACACCUUUUUAAUGUACAACUCUUAGACUUUAUAUAUUUCUAACAGGUCAGACGCUGCCUAUUUUUCAUACAUCUGGUGCUGAUUUUUUGUAACACUAGAAAUCACUUGGGUAAGCUUCAAGGAAAAAAGUGAGGCAACAUCAAAGGAAAGUUUUAUAUAUUUCCCAUAUGAAGUUUGGAGCAUAUUGAGGAAUUCCUAUCUGUAAUAUCAAAAUGUUGGCUGUUCCUCCCCGAGGUGAGUGGGAGAGUCUGCUGAGAUGGUUACACGGAGUUGGAGAAUAUCUUUCCUGGCUGUUGGAAAUAGCCUAAACCACAUCCUCCAUCUAGGUAGGAGCAACUAUGAUUUAAAAACUGGAGACAUAGUGAGGAAUGGUAUUGCCUUUUUGUGUGGCAGGGAAAACACGCACAUGCACGCACACACAUGCAUAUGCACACACACAUACAGCUUGACCUCAGAAGCUUCCUUCGAUGCUUUAGAAAGAAUGACUAAAAAUAGCUUUCUUAAAACAUGUCUUGCUGCCAAAUGCAGCUCUUACAACAGCUCAGAUCACUAUCUUGCAAAGGUUUCUUUCUUUUCUCUUUUUCAAAAAUAAAUAAUUUCCCCUAGCAGGCCAGGCAAAACUCCAUCUGCUGGAAACCAAAGGAACAAUGAUAACGAAGUCUAAUGCAGGACUAUACAAGAGGCUGGCCUGAAUGACUAUCAAGAGCUGUGAAUGUCACACUUUAGGAACACACUUUUUUUUUUUUUUUUCAAAAA
Messenger RNA from Meriones unguiculatus (Mongolian gerbil), 5233 nucleotides. It is a transcript of the gene Sh3rf3, whose product is annotated as SH3 domain containing ring finger 3. The transcript has 10 exons. Lineage: Eukaryota; Metazoa; Chordata; Mammalia; Rodentia; Muridae. Gene Ontology annotation, molecular function: ubiquitin protein ligase activity; metal ion binding; protein binding. The coding region runs from base 1234 to 3870 and encodes 878 amino acids. Gene Ontology annotation, biological process: protein ubiquitination; positive regulation of JNK cascade; positive regulation of proteasomal ubiquitin-dependent protein catabolic process. The record is from RefSeq and is a predicted model, not a curated record.